This is a messenger RNA of Protopolystoma xenopodis, 210 nucleotides long. Lineage: Eukaryota; Metazoa; Platyhelminthes; Monogenea; Polystomatidea; Polystomatidae. The record is from the annotation of a GenBank genome assembly.
AUGGACAUGCCCUGGUGUUUUCUACGCGUGCUACUGUCUCAAAGUUUUGAAUGGCUGGCCGACUGGUCCUUCAUAAUGCGCCCGAUGUUGUCAUGUUUCACACCGGCCCCGAGUAGACAGACUCACACGGCCUGGCCCGGCCCUAGCGAGCAAAGAGACGCUAGUGGAUGCCCACUUGAUCCAAUACCCCUGGUCACUGCAGCACCAUAA